Messenger RNA from Clarias gariepinus (North African catfish), 2388 nucleotides. RefSeq names its product GATA binding protein 3 (gene gata3). NCBI's taxonomy places the organism in Eukaryota, Metazoa, Chordata, Actinopteri, Siluriformes, Clariidae. Gene Ontology annotation, cellular component: nucleus. The transcript is spliced from 5 exons. The coding region runs from base 585 to 1943 and encodes 452 amino acids. Gene Ontology annotation, molecular function: RNA polymerase II cis-regulatory region sequence-specific DNA binding; zinc ion binding; DNA-binding transcription factor activity, RNA polymerase II-specific. The record is from RefSeq and is a predicted model, not a curated record. Gene Ontology annotation, biological process: regulation of epithelial cell differentiation; immune system development; embryonic organ development.
GCAUAAACAGAGAUUUUGAUCAGUGCGUUAAAAGUUUCGGUGGAGUCCGCGCGCACUGAGACUCUCCACAGCAAGCCGACCUGUUGAGUCCGCGCGCGCGCCGUCACGGAGCAGACAAACGCGUACAAAGCCGCUGGAGCAGGACUCGUACAACACUGGACUUAUUUAUUACUAAUUACCAUUCGCUAUCAGAGGGCGCUCUUUGCAUUUUUUUGUGCAUGCGUGUGUAAGUCCCAUGUGACAUUUUAUUAGUUGUUAAUUUAUUUAUAGAAGCGCUCAGUCUUUCACAGCGAGGAACGGACAUUGUUGUUGCUGUUUUUUUUUUAUUAUAUUUUGAACCAAAUGAUACAAAAGACAAAAACAAAUUGGACGGCAAGGUAAUUUUUUUUUUUUUUUUUACCUCAGUUGCAGGUGAUCCUCGGAAGUUACUUGUGAAGAGACGUCUGGAUUAAUCUGAGACGGAAUUUGGGACUUUCAUAAAUAUUACGACUUGUCUUUUCGUCUUGUGUGUGUUCUUUCCACCCGCGUGUAUAUGAACGUUUGUUAAAGAAAAGCACAAAAACAACAACAACAACAACGAAGCGAUGGAAGUGAGCGCGGAGCAGAGCCGCUGGAUAGGCCACCACCCUCACCAUCACCCUCACCCGGUGCUUAACGGGCAGCACGCGGAGCCGCACCACCCCGGACUCGGCCACUCGUACAUGGAGCCGCAGUAUCCGCUUGAAGACAUGGACGUGCUCUUCAACAUUGACGGACAGAGCGGCCACCCGUACUACGGGAACCGGGCCGUGCAGAGGUACCCGCCGCCACACGGUAGUCAAGUGUGUCGCCCAUCAUUGCUGCACGGCUCUCUGCCCUGGCUGGAGAGCAGUAAAGGGAUCGGAGCACAUCAUGGUGCCUCACCCUGGAACCUGGGCCCCCCUUUUCCCAAAGCCCCGCUGCACCAUGGCUCCCCAGGGCCUCUGUCUGUCUACCCUCCUCCACCCUCGUCCUCCUCCUCUUCUUCCUCUUCAUCUUCUUCACUGUCAGCCGGCCAUGCCAGCCCUCACCUCUUCACGUUUCCACCCACUCCACCAAAAGACGUGUCCCCAGACCCAACUGUGUCCACGCAGUCUUCUGGGUCUUCACUGCGGCCCGAGGACAAAGAGUGCAUCAAGUACCAGCUGCCUGAGGGCAUGAAGCUGGACGCAGCCCACAGUCGUGGCAUGGCCUUAGGAGCAGGCACAGUGGCAUCGUCAUCCUCUGCUGCGCAUCACCCCAUCGCCACUUACCCUCCCUAUGUGUCCGAUUACGGGCCGGGGCUCUUCCCACCCAGCAGCCUGCUAGGUGGGUCCUCCUCUAGUUAUGGUUCCAAAACGAGACCAAAAACAAGGUCCUGUUCAGAGGGCCGGGAAUGCGUGAACUGCGGGGCCACUUCUACCCCUCUUUGGCGGCGGGACGGAACCGGUCACUACUUGUGUAACGCGUGCGGACUGUACCACAAGAUGAACGGGCAGAAUCGACCCCUUAUCAAGCCGAAGCGGAGACUGUCUGCCGCACGGCGAGCGGGAACCUCCUGUGCAAACUGUCAAACGACCACGACGACGCUGUGGAGGAGAAACGCCAACGGUGACCCGGUGUGCAACGCCUGCGGCCUCUACUAUAAACUGCACAAUAUCAACCGACCACUCACUAUGAAGAAGGAAGGCAUCCAGACCCGCAACAGGAAGAUGUCCAGCAAGUCCAAGAAGAGCAAAAAGUCUCAGGACAGCAUGGACGACUUCUCCAAGAGCCUGAUGGAGAAGAGCAGUUUCAGCCCGGCCGCCCUCUCACGUCACAUGACCUCGUUCCCGCCCUUCUCGCACUCGGGCCACAUGCUGACCACGCCCACGCCCAUGCACCCCUCCUCCAGCUUGCCCUUUGCCCCCCAUCACCCCUCCAGUAUGGUAACCGCUAUGGGUUAGGCUACCUCCAACCCUGACCGUGACCUCAGCCUCAACCACGACUCCUCAACCUUUGACCCUCAUCCCUUACACCUGCUCUCUCCCGGCCCACAGACGACCGCUGUGAGCCUUGUAAAACUUUUCUACGCCUUUACUUCUCACCACCACGACAGAGAAAGUGACAGAGCGAGAGGCUUUCUUCAUCCUUGGUUCCCGAAGCCCGGAGAGCGUGCUUACAUCGUUAACCUUAUAAUGUCACCAUCAUUAUUCGUGUACAGGUCCCCUCUGUCAUCUAAAAGUGAAGCGGAACGGUUUGAACUGUGUUCUCCUUCUAUCUAUCUCUCCAUCCUUCUGUCCAUAUCCCUCCAUCUCAUGUCAGUCGUCAUCCUUCCCUUUUGGUUUUUCUCAGUGAGAGAUGAGAACUCGUGAUCUGUAAAAAAUCCAAAAAAAAAGAAAAAAAAACACA